AUGAUAUUAAGCACAAUUUUCAUUUUAUUUUAUAUCAAUCAAGCUCUUGCGAUAUGUUCAGGUAUACUAAAAAAUUGAAUUAAGCAGAUGAUAUACCCUACUUAACCACCAGAAACCUUAGACCUACCUAAUCCUUAUGUGACAAUACUAUGAUGUUCAAUCUAUCAUUUGUAGAUUACCCACUUACUAUUGAAAUUGCCAAACAACUACAGACAAUAUACACAAUUGCUCCAAUUUCAAUGCUCUCGGCAUCUGACAUGCAUGGUAAUCUAAAUGGUAUUAGUUCUAAAAAUAUCUUUUAAAGCCUACACUGCAACUAGUUUUGAGUUUAGAUCCCCAUCUUAACACUAAAUAGAAGGAACUUAAUAUGAUUUAGAAAUGCUAAUUCAUCAUUAAUUAUAAGAAGGAUUAGUUUCAGAUUCUCAAAUGGCCAUUGUAUCUAUCCUAUUCAAAAUUGAUAAAAAGUAAUCACAACCAUUUUUUGAUGAUUACUAUUUCAAGAUAUUGAAACAUCAAAACACUACCACUCUUACAAUUAAUUUUCACAAUUCCCUUGGAACAUAAAUUCCUUAAGAUUCCACAUUCUAUACUUAUAUGGGUACAUUUAAUUCACAUUUGUUGGAUUGCAAAUAGUUGGUACAAUGGUAUGUAUUAGAUACUCCACUUCCUAUAUCUUCAUAAUAAGUUGAUCAAUUUAAUUAUUUCUUUAAUGGCAAUUACACCAAAAGAGAAAACAUCUCUUAGGAAAAAACAACUGAAGUGAUAGAAAUAUUAAAAUUAAAGGGAAAAUAUUGUGAAAGCCAUUUAGCCCGUGAUUUUGGUUUGUUCUUAGGCUAUUGUGCUAUGAUAUUCAUAAUUUAUAAAUCAAUUUGA
Paramecium primaurelia is the source of this 873-nucleotide messenger RNA. The record is from the annotation of a GenBank genome assembly. Lineage: Eukaryota; Ciliophora; Oligohymenophorea; Peniculida; Parameciidae.